Plasmodium gaboni is the source of this 2658-nucleotide messenger RNA. RefSeq lists its product as hypothetical. The transcript has a single exon. The record is from RefSeq and is a predicted model, not a curated record. Bases 1 to 2658 code for a protein of 885 amino acids. NCBI's taxonomy places the organism in Eukaryota, Apicomplexa, Aconoidasida, Haemosporida, Plasmodiidae.
AUGAGUAGUGUAUAUGGCAUAGAACAAUUGAACGAUAUAUUAAAAUAUAAUAUAGAAGGAAAUAAAAGAAAAGAAAAGAAAAAAAAUAGUAAUCAUGAUAUAAAGAUAGAAGAAAAAGAGAAAAGAGACAAUGAUAAUGAUAAUGAGAAAUAUUUAAAUAAAAGCAAACUUAUAGGGAAAAAAUAUAUUGAUAAAGUUAUAAAUGAAUGUAAUAAUAUAUAUAUAAAUUAUUAUCAAUAUAAUAAUAAAAGAUAUAAUCAUAUAUAUAAUAUAUAUGAUAAUAAAAAUUAUAAUGAUAUAGAAUAUAAACAAUAUAAAAAUUUAAAUAUAGAUAAUAAAAUAUGUAAAGUCAAAGGAGAACAUUUAUAUCAAGGAACAGCAGGUAUUACAAAUGAAAUUAUUAUAGAAACAUUAAAUACAAAUGAAGAAUGUAUCUAUAUAGAAAAUUGUAUAUUAGAAGUAUAUAUAAAAAGAAAAGAUCAAGUCGAUAAACUAAAUUAUAAUAAAAAUGAAUAUACAACUUCUCAAUCUUAUAAUAAUAAUAAUAUGUAUUCAAAAUUUAUAAAUAAUAAUCUUUUUAAUAAAUAUUUAUAUGAUAAACAUUGUUCUUUAAUCAAUAUAAAUCAUAACAAAUAUAAUAUUAAUGCCAACUUUUCUAAUUAUAAAAAUGUAGGUCAAUAUUCUUCAAAACAAAAUGAACACAAUUAUGAUACAUAUCAACCAUGUCAUGAUGAAAUGGAAUAUUAUCCUCCAAAUGUAAGAAAUAAUGAACCUAUAUAUGGAAAAUAUUCAAAUGGAAUAAAUACACAUCAAAAUAAAUACCACGAAAUAGAUACACAUCAAAAUAAAUACCAUGAAAUAGAUAUACAUCAAAAUAAAUACCACGAAAUAGAUACACAUCAAAAUAAAUCCCAUGAAAUAAAUACACAUAAUAAUCAAAAUAAAAAAAAAAACACAAAUUGUAUAAAAAAAAAAGAUUUUUUUAAUAAUCAUGCACAUCAUCAUUAUAAUAAUAAUAUAACAUACAAUGAUACCAUGAAGGAUGGAUACUUAAAUAAUAAUUUAGAAUAUGAUGAAGAAUCUAAUAAAUUAAUCAAAGACAGUCUAAAAUGUAAUGUAAGAGAUCUAAAGAAUGGUACUUAUAUUAUUACUUAUAAUUUAAGAAAAUGUGGAUAUUAUUAUUUAUCAAUAUUUUAUAAUAAAAAACAUAUAGCUGAAUCUCCAUAUCUUAUUGAAAUAAAAGCUUCAGAAGCUUAUGCACCCAACUGUGUAAUUUAUAAGAAUGACAUUACGAAUAAAUUAAUUAUUCCUUAUGAUACAAGUGAAGAAAUAUUAUCAUAUGAUAAUAAUACAUCCUCCUUUUAUGAUAAUCCUUGUGAUUCUAAUGUGUCGUGUGAAUCCCCUCUUCAUCAUGUAUCUAUUAAGACCCACCAAAAAGAUGACAAGGAUAGUGAGAAGAAGAAAAAAAAAAUGCAUCUUUUAAAAUUCACAAAAGAAGAAGAGGAAGAAGAACUAAACAAAACAUUUAAUAACUUCUAUAUACAAUGUUAUGAUGCUUAUGAAAAUAAAAUAUGUAAAGGUGGAGACAUUUUAGAAGUAGAAGGUAUAGGUGAUAUAAAGAUAAUUAAUAUUCAAGAUUUAAAUAAUGGUACAUAUGAAGUGAUAUAUAAAUAUAUAAAAAAUAAUAUUGAAAAUAAUAAUAAUAAUAAUAAUAAUAGUUAUGAGAAUAUGUAUAGAGAAAUCCAUGUCACUUUAAAUAAAGUACAUAUUAAAGGGUCUCCUUUCAGAAUUAUUUUUAAGAAUGAUAAUAAUAUGUAUUAUAUAAAUAAAUUAAAAAAUAUUUUACAAAUAGAAGAUUAUAAUAUUAAUUCUUUUAAACUAAUAGAAAGAAUAAUAAAUAUAAUAAAAUCAUAUAACCAUAUAAAAGAAAAUUUUAUAAUAAACGAUGAAAAUAUAAAUUGUUUAUUAUAUUCUGAUCCUUUUAUGAAUAUAAAUUCACAUUAUUAUAAUAAAAAAGAAUUACAUGAUAUAUUAAAAAAAGUAGAUACACAACUUUUAUCUUUAAUGUCUAUACCUAUGAAAGAACAACUAUUUAAUUAUAUUAAAUAUAUUAAUAAUGAUAACAAAAUUGCACACUUAAAAAUAUUAUUAUAUAAAGAUUUAAUAUAUCAAUUAGGAUAUAUAUUAAAAAAUAUAAAUAAUUUUUAUCAUUCUUUUCAAAAGGAUAUGCAAGAUCUUAAAACUAAAAGAAUAUUACAACAUCAAAUAAUUAAAGAAGCUAAUAUUAUGUAUGAAUCAUUAAGAGAUAAAAAUAUACAUACAUUGCCUUUCAAUUUUUCUAUUAAUGAUAUGAACAUAUAUAAAGAAAAUUUGACAAAUAAAAAAAAAUAUCUCUUACAAAAACAUAAUACCUUAGUGCAAAAAUAUAAAGAUAUAAAAAUGAAAGAAAAACAAUUUUUAAAAGAUAGAAAACAAAUAACAAACGAAUUAACCAACAAAUAUAAACUCCAUCAAUAUGUUUAUCAACGUUCAACAAAUGCCUUACAAGAAAUUAAUACUCACUUGAAAAAAAAAACUAUACAAAGUAUUAAGGAAUAUGCAGCCUAUGAACAAAAAUUCGUAUCCUUAAAAACUGACAUGCAAAAAACACUCAAAUGA